AUGCUUUACAGGCUUCUCGCCCUCUUCUACCUCUUUGUCCUCACCGCCCUCGGCCUCCGAGUAACCCCUGGUUCUCCGUGCGAAGAAAAAUGUGGUCCGGUAACCACGAACACGACGGGCGCUGACGUUGUCUGCCGUGAUUAUGAGUAUUCACGCAAACCGGAAGGAGUCGUUUUUCAAGACUGUGUUAAGUGCGAAUUGCGCAGCACUUUCGAGCAUAGAAGAUCAUACCAAUCAGAUUUGAAAUGGGGAUUGUACAACCUCCGUUACGCAUUCUCGAGUUGCAUAUAUGCCUUCCCAGUAUCCAAGCAGUCGUUGUCGACACCAUGUCAAGUGACAUGUGAUUCAUUGAUGGAUGCUGUCAAGUACCAGUUGCUGAAUCCUGUUCCUCAGGAAGCCUAUGAUUUCUGCGGCAUGGAUAGUUUCUCAGACGAUUUUGUGACGAAAUGCGCUCUGUGUUACUCGCUCACCGAUGACGAGAAGUUGAUAGGAAACUUCAUUGAAGCUAUAAGAGAAGGCUGUCACUCCAAAGUACCAUCGGGACACGAAUUCAUUAUCGAUCCUGAUCGCAUCUUUAAUACUACCCUCCUUCCUCCGAGCACUGAAUCCAUUGCUCCUCCAGGCACUGAACCCAAAGGGAAAAAAAAUCUAGUCCUUGUGAUUGUUCUCCCGAUUGUCGGGUUCUUACUGCUUUGUCUGGUAUCGUGCUUCUGCUGCUUCUUUUAUAUCCGACGACGACGUCGGAAGGCCCGCCAAAGUAGCCAUGCGGGCCACCUCCACGAAAGAUGGAAUGACACAUCCAUCAUGACGCCUGUUGGAGGCGGGCUCCGACAGAUCUGGGGUGAGACGUCGCCUCAGAUGCAUCCAGCCCAAGCUUAUCAUUAUAAUCCGGCAUCUCACAACGGGUAUUAUGGCGGCGAACAAGAUAUCAAGUACCCACCCGAGGUGUAUCAGAUGGGCCCGGUCUCUUCUCCCCCGGAUGAUACCAAAAAAGCAGAAUUCGUGACCCCCACAGUACCAACACUUUCGGCCCCUCCUCCGGGGCGCAAGUCGCUCUCUACUGAUCAGUGA
Molecule: messenger RNA, 1071 nt
Organism: Coccidioides posadasii C735 delta SOWgp
Lineage: Eukaryota; Fungi; Ascomycota; Eurotiomycetes; Onygenales; Onygenaceae
Source: RefSeq, a predicted model, not a curated record